Messenger RNA from Xyrauchen texanus (razorback sucker), 2690 nucleotides. RefSeq names its product elongation of very long chain fatty acids protein 4-like. Gene Ontology annotation, biological process: fatty acid elongation, saturated fatty acid; fatty acid elongation, monounsaturated fatty acid; very long-chain fatty acid biosynthetic process. Gene Ontology annotation, molecular function: fatty acid elongase activity. Lineage: Eukaryota; Metazoa; Chordata; Actinopteri; Cypriniformes; Catostomidae. The transcript has 7 exons. Gene Ontology annotation, cellular component: endoplasmic reticulum; endoplasmic reticulum membrane. The record is from RefSeq and is a predicted model, not a curated record. The coding region runs from base 159 to 1106 and encodes 315 amino acids.
GAUGAUGAUUUUAUACGCGUCUGUUUGAACAGAUCUGGAUAAAUCUAGGACACAGUUGUUCUUUACAGCACGGAAUAACCGUAUCGCGUGACCUUGCGCUGAAUGUCAUUAGACGGGGAUUUAAUCUCGCUACGAACAAUAGGAUUUAAAUCUCAGCGAUGGAUAUUUUGAAGCACAUAAUCAACGACACCGUUGAAUUCUACAAAUGGAGUCUUACCAUUGCAGACAAGCGUGUGGAGAAAUGGCCUUUGAUGGACUCUCCUCUCCCCACACUUGCUAUCAGCUUCUCAUACCUGCUCUUUCUCUGGCUGGGGCCGAAGUACAUGCAGGGCAGAGAGCCCUUCCAACUGAGGAAGACCCUCAUUGUCUACAACUUUAGCAUGGUCAUCCUAAACGUUUUCAUAUUCAAAGAGCUCUUCCUUGCUGCACGGGGGGCUAACUACAGCUACAUCUGCCAGCCUGUUGACUACUCAGAUGAUCCUAAUGAAGUGAGGGUGACAGCAGCCUUGUGGUGGUACUUUAUCUCUAAAGGUGUGGAAUACCUGGACACAGUGUUUUUCAUCUUACGCAAGAAGUUCAAUCAAAUCAGUUUCCUGCAUGUGUAUCACCACUGCACCAUGUUCACUCUGUGGUGGAUUGGGAUCAAAUGGGUUGCUGGUGGACAGUCAUUCUUUGGGGCUCACAUGAAUGCAGCAAUCCAUGUCUUGAUGUACUUGUAUUAUGGGCUGGCAGCAUUUGGUCCAAAAAUACAGAAAUAUCUGUGGUGGAAAAAAUAUCUGACCAUUAUCCAAAUGAUCCAGUUUUACAUCACCAUUGGCCACACUGCUUUGUCGCUCUAUUCCGACUGCCCAUUCCCUAAGUGGAUGCACUGGUGUCUGAUUGGAUACGCCCUCACCUUCAUCAUCCUCUUUGGGAACUUCUACUACCAGACAUACCGUCAGCAGCCCCGCCGUGAGGCUACAUCCAAGCCCAGCAAAGCCCUUUCUAAUGGAGCAUCUAAUGGAUCCCUUAUGGCUAGCAACGGAAAUGCUGGCAAGAUGGAUGAGAAACCAACAAUGGCCGAGACCAGCAGGAGAAAGCGGAAGGGAAGAGCAAAGCGUGAUUAAACCAGAUCAGAAAGAAAACCAGACACAGGCAGGCAUACAUACAGAUGCAAGAGAGACCACGGAUAUGGAGAGACUCAUUAACAGGUUAAGGAUGUGUGAUUCAUUGCUACAGUGAAUUAGAUGGGUGUAUCAGCUGAGAAUAAUCCAAAAUUGUCACGAAUAAGUCGAGCUUCUGCAGCAGAGGAGAAAUGUAAGCUUAAAUGUAGAGAGAUGGGAAUACAUACAGUUUCCCAAAUUAUAGACACUUAUGGAAACUUAACUCACACUUAUAAUGUCUGAAUGUCAUUGCAUUAGAUAAUAAAAUAUCAAACCAUGAGGCAUCUGCACACUUAAUGCUGCUAGAGAUUUUCUCAGAACUAUCUUCACUUUUCUGAAGACUUUUUGGAGUGACUUUUUAUCAAUUGGUGUCAUGGUGAUGUCAGUUUCUCAAGUUCACAGAGGUGUCCUUGCAGGAAGAGUGAUUGUGCUAUGUUUCUUAAAAGAAAUGCCACUUGGUUUAAUAUUGUAUUAUCUAAUGCAAAGACUUUCGAGCAUUUUUAAAGUGUGGCCUAUGUGUCUAAAUGUGGCUAAAUCAUUUUUGGGUCACUGUAUGACUAAUUCUUGAAGGAUCUUAUCAAAGUAUGAUAUAUAUUGUCUGUUACUUUAUUCUAUGUAUCUGCCUUUUUUACAUUGUUGUCCUAAUGCCAGAUAAGACCUGUGUCUUACCAUUGUUCUGUAAAUUAUUACAAAAAUACUUCAUUUUUUUUUUCAUUUUUGUUUUCAUAAUUUAUUAAAGUGGGGUCUGAACAUCUGAGACCACAAGUGAAAAUGCUUCUGUUUUGCAUUUUUCAAAUAAAUAAAAAAAUGUCAUAACAAAUUAUUAUGUUCAAUGUCACAAAUUCACUUCCAUUUAAAUAGUGAUCCCAAAAAUAGUGCAGAAUAGCCCCCCAAAUGUGACUUAUUUCAAAAUUAGGGAUGCAUUGAUAUAGAAUUUUAACAUAUCGAUAACUGAAAAUUAUUUUGAUUUUGACCAAUAACCGAUAUGAUUUAUGCUGUUUUAUCUGUUCUUUUAAAAACAGUGUUCACAGUGAAAUCUCCAAGAAUGUUACAAAAGAAAUAACCAAUAACAUUUUAGGAGUUUUGUAACCUGGCUUAGAAAAAAGUUUUAUGAUAACACUUUAUGAUUAGCUGCUUCCAGUAUUGGCCAAAUCAGUCCAAUAUUGCUCAGUUCUGAUAUAUUCAAGGGUAUGUCCUGCAUCCCUAUUGAGAAUAGCUUUUGACAUCACCAAGAGGUUAUUGAAAAUCAGCAAAUCUUUCAAUCAUAAGCAUAAGAUACAUAGCUUUUAGUUUUCUUUGGGAAAUAUGUUUGCAGCUGCAGUAUUGCAUUGUACAUAAAGUCCUAAGAUGCUCCAAGUCAUAGUUUUUCAUUUCACAUCGUUCCGAAUCCUAAAAUACGUGUUUUGUCUUGAUUUUUUUAAUAAUGUUGUAUAAUGUGUGCAGUUUUGUACAUUGUGCUUUUGAAAAUGUAAUGAUCAUCAACAGCUCUGGCAUUUUCUUUUCUUUUUAAAUGACAGAUAUACAUUGCUGUAUAUAAAAUAAAUUAAA